ACCAGAUUCUCUCCGUCUCUGCCUCCUCAUCUACAGAUAUACAGACUGAUAUGGAGUCACACAGAAAGCACAACAACAACAUGAUCUGGACUUUUACAGAUAAUGUCAGUAAUAGAAGUAAAACAUGACAGAGAUGAAGGAGAAGAGAUCAUUUUGCUCAGGUCGCAUCAGGCCAGUGUGCGUCGCCCGUCCUCCGCUUUGCUCCAAUCCAGAUCCAGAGCUCCUGGUUUGAAUAUUUAAAAGGUAGCUCUGACAGGAACCUACACAUAAAGGUUGAAUGACGUCAGCAGCGGGUCCAGUCAGUAAAGACAGCAUCUCCUCCUCCCUGCACAGCUGCUGCUGCUGCCGCUGGCCCCUGUGCGUCUGAGGAGGACUUUCAUCCGGCUGUUUUCUUCUGCCCUGCUCUUUUCGGGACUAACACCAUGGGGGGACUGGAUGCGCUCCGGCAGUGUAAUUUUUUAAACUGGCUCCGGGAGGAGAGGCAGUCUAGGAAACUGAUUCUCUUCAUCGUGUUUGUGGCUCUGCUCCUGGAUAACAUGCUGCUCACUGUAGUCGUUCCCAUCAUCCCCAGCUACCUGUACAACCUGGAUGAGUCAUCAGAGGCAGCGCUGAAGAACAACACCCUUCCACAGCCGGGAGCUCCGGGGGCCUUCAACAGCAUCGUGUCUCUGUACGACAACACGGUGAGGUCCUCAGGCUCCAACACCACAGCCAGGUCCGCUGAUCUGAUCCCCACAGCCUCCAUCCCUGCAGCCCCGCCUCAGAACUACUCCGACUGCCCCAAGUCCAACAGCAUGCUGCUCAAUGAGAAUGUCAAAGUGGGGAUGCUGUUUGCUUCCAAGGCCACCGUACAGCUGAUCACCAACCCCUUCAUAGGGCCGCUCACAAACAGGAUAGGAUACCAGCUUCCCAUCUUCAUUGGCUUUUGUAUCAUGUUCAUGUCUACUAUCAUGUUCGCCUUCUCGUCCAGCUAUGCUCUGCUGUUUCUGGCCAGAUCACUUCAAGGUGUGGGCUCCUCCUGCUCCUCUGUGGCCGGGAUGGGUAUGCUGGCGAGUGUGUACACAGACGACGAGGAGAGAGGUCACGCCAUAGGGGUCGCACUGGGAGGUCUGGCAUUGGGAGUGUUAGUGGGACCUCCGUUCGGCAGUGUGAUGUAUGAGUUUGUAGGGAAGACGGCUCCUUUCCUUAUCCUGGCUUUCCUGGCGUUGUUUGAUGGAGCUCUGCAGCUCUUUGUUCUUCAGCCCACCAAGGUGGAACCAGAGACUCAGAAGGGAACCCCACUGCUGACCCUGAUGAAGGAUCCAUACAUUCUGAUCGCAGCAGGUGCCAUUUGUUUUGGAAAUAUGGCCAUCGCCAUGAUGGAGCCGACACUGCCCAUCUGGAUGAUGGAGACCAUGUGUGCCAGGAAAUGGCAGCUAGGCGUCGCUUUCUUACCAGCGUCCAUCUCCUACCUUAUUGGAACCAACAUCUUUGGCACGCUGGCGCACAAGAUGGGGAGAUGGCUCUGUGCUCUCAUUGGGAUGGCAGUGGUUGGCAUCAGUGUAAUAUGUGUCCCAUUUGCCAAAGACAUCUACGGUCUGAUAAUUCCAAACUUCGGGGUUGGUUUCGCCAUAGGCAUGGUGGACUCGUCUAUGAUGCCUAUAAUGGGUUAUCUAGUAGACCUGCGGCAUGUCUCUGUUUAUGGAAGUGUCUAUGCCAUCGCUGACGUGGCUUUCUGCAUGGGAUUUGCUUUAGGUCCAUCCAUCGGAGGAUCUGUAGCCGAGAAUAUUGGCUUCCCCUGGCUGAUGACCAUAAUUGGCGUGGUGGAUAUUUUCUUUGCUCCGCUCUGCAUCUUCCUCAGGAAUCCACAAGGACAAGAAGAAAAAGUUGCCAUUCUGAUGGACACCAACUGUUCAAUGAAGACCAGGUCCUACUCCACACAGGGGACGUACUACCAGGGUGAAGACAUGGACCCAGAGUAUGACGAUUAUGAUUAACAGAACACCGGCCAUGCAGGGUAACCCUUCAGAGGAUAUAUUUUGUUGUACAAAAAAGGAACACAGAGGGGAAAAACAGCCAAGAUAUCUCCAUGUGAAUGUCCCGCGUUCAGUCUUCACUGUCCAGUGUCCUCUUAGCGGUUGUUCUGGGGGAAACCAAAGUUGUUCUUGAUCUAUGGUUGCAAGUGCAUUGUUUGAGAGAUAUAUUUUUAGCCGACCGCCUUAUUCAGUAGAGAGAAGUGUCAAAGAGUACCUUUGGGACAGGAGGAGGGUGCUGAGCAACAAGCACGCUUUGCUGGUUUAUUUGAAACACUCACCUGUCCAGACUCAUAUGUUAGCCAUUACACGUCUCUUGUUUAUCUGCUGUCUGUCCAUGAUUCUGUCCAGAGUAUAUUUACCAGACCUUGGUGUGAAAGUGGGUAUUUAAUUGGAUAAUUGUGUGGUAUAUCAAUAUACUGUUGUUUGUUUGAAAUCCAGGAGGGUUUGUUGGCCCUGUUUAUGGUCUUUGUUGGCAUUGAUACAGUUGCAAAAUUAACAUGCAGAUCAUUUUCCGCCCAGCUGUUCUGGAUGAGCAGUGAGGAGAAGGUGACAGAGGCUGAAGAAGGAUAACAGUGUGUCCUAACAGCAUGCAAGCGUCAGACAUUACGGUGCAUCACGCUGCAAAUGAUGCUGCAUCCGUCAAAUACACACUUCUGUAACAUCCUACAAACCACAUUACUAUCGUCUGUGCUCAGAAGAGCAGCUGGAGGUGCCUGAGAUAGAAGAGUAUUUCUAUCGUCCUGCGUUUGCACUUUAUAAACGGCAGAUAUGGAUAUCAUUGGCUCACCUCUAUCUCUGUUUGUAAAACAAGCUAACAUGCUGCUAAAUCAAUAAACACGUCCUCCCUGAACACACUCAGCCCCCUCCUCCAGCCAGCCAGCUGCCCCUUUAUUAAGGUUUUAGUAAAAGGAGGAAGUAUCACAUAACUCCUCAUCCUAAUGUCAUGAAUGAACCACCCCUCGUCCAUCUCUGCGCCAGUGACAGGAGAGAAAAUAGAAACAGGACACCAGAGUCAAAACAACGUGUCACAUCAUGUCGCGUCACUCAUGGUCAGAUAAAUAGGAAACGAUGUAAUCUGGCGCCUGUCAGCGUCACAUGCUGUUAGGACACAGUGUAAGGAAUGUAUUCUUAAAAACACCACAUCCAUGAUGAGAACAGAUCCUACAUGUUUAGUUUUUAAUUCAUAGAGGACAAAAGUUCAGAGGGAAAGUGAUCAUAAGCUGCUGUUGUCUUGUUUUUCUCCUUUUUUAAAUAAAUUAUUAUUUUGAACUGUUGAA
Molecule: messenger RNA, 3292 nt
Organism: Notolabrus celidotus (New Zealand spotty)
Lineage: Eukaryota; Metazoa; Chordata; Actinopteri; Labriformes; Labridae
Gene: slc18a2
Product: solute carrier family 18 member 2
Exons: 16
Coding region: 423-1976 (517 amino acids)
Biological process (GO): transmembrane transport; xenobiotic transport; aminergic neurotransmitter loading into synaptic vesicle
Cellular component (GO): synaptic vesicle membrane; terminal bouton
Molecular function (GO): serotonin:sodium:chloride symporter activity; xenobiotic transmembrane transporter activity
Source: RefSeq, a predicted model, not a curated record